AACAAACUUUUAUUUAAGUCUGGGAAUCGGAGGACAACACACUGAAUAUAUCAGAAGAGUGAAUUUGGAACCGGCGGACGACUUGUAUCACGAAUUCUUGAAACAGGACAAAUCUUGACAGUCUCAAUUUCAACAUAACUUUGGGCUUGAACAGCUGAUGACUGUUCGGUCAACAGUGCCAACUUCUCCAGCUCCCUUUGUGAGUAUUAACAUUGACUUUAGUGAGACAUCGUUGAAAAGAGUGUUUAUUUCAAUACCGUGUUUCAUAACAAGUGAUACAAUCCAAGGUUGGAGCUGCAAUUAUUUGAGUUUUGAGAAUUCAUUUUCAAUAUGAUUUUAAUCAAAUUCACUACACUGAUCACAUUGCUACUUCUUCCUGUAAAGGGCGAUGACUCUAACCGAAUAUGUGCCAGCGAUGUUGUAAUAGAACGAAACAUGUUGGCGAUGAACCUAACUAUUGCAGAUCAAAAAACGGAGAUAUGUGCACUCAAAGCCCGUCUCGAACGUCUAGAGCGGCUACAUGACGUGACGACUUUACCGGAAGUAAAUAUGAGUACCACUACUGAGAUGUGGGGUGUUUUUAACAAAGAUUAUUUUCGGACAAUUGCAUUGAGUAAAGAUGAAUUAGAUACUAUCAAACUCUCAAAGAAGCUUUGUGAAGAGGGAUGGGUGCACUUCCAGAGGCAGUGUUAUUACUUCAGUAAACGUAAACGGUCUUGGGACAACGCAAAUACUUCAUGCGAGGACAUGGGUGGACAUCUGGCCACAGUCGAUAGCAAAGAAAUCAAUAUUUUCAUUCGCAACUAUAGAAGCCGAUUUGUUCGUUUUUGGAUUGGCGGAAGAUCUAACGACACAAACUGGCAAUGGGCCGGAACCGGAAGUGCUCUAGAAUACACAGCCUGGUGUCCGGAACAGCCGGACGGAAAGGGUGUCCUAUGCUUAUCGUUCUUAAAACUUGUGCCACCAGUAUGUUUUUGGACUGACCGGAAGUGUAGAUACCGCGAGGCGUACAUAUGUCAGCGUCCGGUUAAAGCUCUUUAAAUUUAGUGGAACCGGAAAUUUGUGAUGCAUAAAUCUGCAAGCAUGAUUUUGCACACAUAAUGACGAUGGGAACUUGACAUGAUUACACUACUGAGCGUUUGUUACUGGUGAUCCAGAUAACAAUUCUCUCCAGCUAAGUAUAUCCGCGGACUGUUAAAGCUAACAUAGGUUGCGGUGACAUAAUUCUUUAAUCAUGAUGCGAUAGUCGUUUACAUUUCUGGAUGUUAUAAAUUGUGCGUCUGAUAUCGUUUAUGUCACUAUGGUAACCAAAUUGAAUCCAGAAGAAAAGAUUCAGUGCAUAAUCAA
This is a messenger RNA of Pecten maximus, 1347 nucleotides long. RefSeq names its product type-2 ice-structuring protein-like. NCBI's taxonomy places the organism in Eukaryota, Metazoa, Mollusca, Bivalvia, Pectinida, Pectinidae. Bases 331 to 1041 code for a protein of 236 amino acids. The transcript has a single exon. The record is from RefSeq and is a predicted model, not a curated record.